GAAAUAUCCAUGCACUCAUGGGUAAGGACAGCCACUUCUGAAUCUUCCCAUUCAACUAUAUCAACCCUCCUUCUCUUCCAUACCCGUUCCUCACUCUCUCACUCUCUCUCUCUCUGCAACCCUAAAUUGGCUUCCCAUUCUCGAUCUCGCGUCUGAGAGUCAUGGCCCUGUCACGUGCCAUGCUCGUGCUCACCUUCUCCCUCGCUCUCUUCUCCUCGGCUGUCGCUCAGAUAUCGUUGCCGCCCACCGCCGCAACGCCGUCUCCUCCGAUGUCCAUGCCCCCAACCAGUACGGCGGCUUCGCCCACCGCCGCAACGCCAUCUUCUCCGAUGUCCAUGCCCCCAACCAGUACGGCGGCUUCGCCCACCCCCAUGUCCGCUCCACCCACUGCUACCAUGCCGCCUCCAUCGCCGGCGCCCUACCCAGUUUCAUCGCCGCCGCCGCCAAUGGCAUCACCUCCCAUGCCGUUAACUCCGCCGACGGCAACCCCGAGCCCAGUUUCAGGUUCGCCACCUACGGCCGCUGGACCCCCAUCGUCGCCGGCCGGGGCACCACCGACCGGGCCGGGAGGACCCAUGUCGCCGCCUGCGCCUUCUUCUAUCUCGGGGCCGGCCGGAGCUACGCCUAACUCCGACGGGUUUGUUCAUGGGAGCAGCAUGGGGGGCAUGGUAGCAUUGUUGGGAGGAAUCGCAGUAAUUCUGGCUUGAAGGGAAAAUGGUCCAUUUGAUUAUUUCUCUUUUAAUCGAUUUGGUGUAGAUUAUUAUUAUCAUCAUCAUUAAGAUAAUUACUAUUCUGUGUAUUCUUUUUUCAUUUGUAGUUUAUUAAUUUUUGGAGGUCCAUUUGUGAUUUGUGAGGAUGUUUUAAUUUGUGAGGGUGUUACAGAUCCUUUGUAACAUUUUGACUUUGAUUUAGAUGAAUAAGAGAGACUUGGAGAUUCUUGGUUGUGUUCAA
This is a messenger RNA of Malania oleifera, 951 nucleotides long. Its product is annotated as classical arabinogalactan protein 4-like. The coding region runs from base 162 to 707 and encodes 181 amino acids. Lineage: Eukaryota; Viridiplantae; Streptophyta; Magnoliopsida; Santalales; Ximeniaceae. The record is from RefSeq and is a predicted model, not a curated record. The transcript has a single exon.